Messenger RNA from Passer domesticus (house sparrow), 1261 nucleotides. It is a transcript of the gene ITGB1BP1, whose product is annotated as integrin subunit beta 1 binding protein 1. The transcript is spliced from 8 exons. Bases 388 to 990 code for a protein of 200 amino acids. Gene Ontology annotation, molecular function: integrin binding. Gene Ontology annotation, biological process: negative regulation of focal adhesion assembly; negative regulation of substrate adhesion-dependent cell spreading. The record is from RefSeq and is a predicted model, not a curated record. NCBI's taxonomy places the organism in Eukaryota, Metazoa, Chordata, Aves, Passeriformes, Passeridae. Gene Ontology annotation, cellular component: ruffle; lamellipodium; cell periphery.
CGGCGGCGGCGGGAUCGGGAACGGGAUCGGGAUCGGGAGCCAGCGGGGCCCGGCGCGCCCGCGUGAGCCGCCUUCCGUAGGUUGUCAUCGUCCAUUGUCCUCUUUCUUCCACCUGCUCAAAGUUUCUGAGGCUUUGUAAUGAAAAUAGUUCGUCUCUGGAGCUGAGAAAUAGGGUUCAGAGAAACAGGGAAACAGAAACAUCCUGUUGCUUGACAGUGGCCAGCCAAAGCUGAAGCGAAGCAAGGUGUUAGUGGGGCAGGCACGGGAACAGGGCUCGGGAAUCCUCUCACAACUCCCAGGAGCUCCGUUCUAAUGCAGUGAAUGUACCACGCAUUUUGCUUAAUUUUUUGCCACUCCUAAGAUCUUCUUUGAUCCAAUUAUGAAAAAAUGUUUAGAAAAGGAAAAAAGCGACACAGCAGCAGCAGCUCACAGAGCAGUGAAAUCAGCACUAAAAGCAAGUCUGUAGAUUCCAGUCUUGGGGGACUUUCCAGGUCUAGUACUGUGGCCAGCCUAGAUACAGACUCCACAAAAAGUUCAGGACAAAGCAAUAGUAAUUCUGAUACGUGUGCAGAAUUCAGAGUUAAAUAUGUUGGUGCCAUUGAAAAAUUGAAAUACAAUGAGAGUAAAAGUCUUGAAGGGCCACUGGACUUGAUAAAUUACAUAGAUGUUGCACAGCAAGAUGGAAAGUUACCUUUUGUUCCAGGUGAAGAGGAGUUUAUUAUGGGAGUUUCCAAAUACGGCAUUAAAGUUUCUACAUCUGAUCAGUAUGAUGUGUUACAUAGGCAUGCCCUCUAUUUGAUUGUAAGGAUGGUGUGCUAUGACGAUGGUCUGGGAGCAGGGAAAAGUUUACUGGCUUUGAAGACAACAGAUGCAGCCUCUGAAGAAUGCAGCCUCUGGGUAUAUCAGUGCAAUAGUUUGGAACAAGCACAAGCCAUUUGCAAAGUGUUGUCUACAGCCUUUGAUUCAGUUUUAAUGUCGGAGAAGUCCUGAUUUCCUUCGGCAGUGUCUGUGGGAGGCACCGGGGCUCCUCGGACAGCCUGGAGCCACACACCAUCCUGGCAAACAUUACUGUGCAAAGAAGAGCCACACAGCCUUGCACAUGGUACUCUGGCAUUCCCCAAACAUGACUUGAAGAUUCCAUCUUCAGUGUCCAGGACAUUACAGGUUUUUAUAUUUAACGCAAUUUCUUUUUCCUAAAUCAUGUUUUGUAUGUUAAUGUCAAUAUUGCAGAAAUGUAAAAUAAAACUGACACGUGCUUCUA